CACUUUCAGAUUUUAAAGCGAGGUUGCCAUGUGAAUGACCGUGAUGGCCUGACGGAUAUGACUCUUCUCCACUACUGCUGCAAAGCAGGAGCUCACGGAGUGGGUGAUCCUGAGGCAGCACUCCGGCUGUCCAAUCAGCUGCUAGCUCUGGGAGCUGAUGUGAGUCUGCGCAGUCGUUGGACCAACAUGAAUGCCCUACAUUAUGCAGCUUACUUCGAUGUACCAGAACUGAUUCGUGUUUUGCUCAAAGGCUCCAAGCCUAAAGUGCUCAACUCCACCUGCAGUGACUUCUAUCAUGGCACAGCCCUGCACAUCGCCGCCUCCAACCUCUGUCUCGGUGCUGUCAAAUGUUUACUGGAGCAUGGAGCCAAUCCUACUGUUAGAAAUGAUAAGGGUCAAGAGCCUGCUGAGGUUGUCCCUGACCCUAUGGACAUGAGUCUGGAUAAAGCUGAGGCUGCCAUGGUGGCUAAAGAGCUGAAACAGUUGCUGCUGGAUGCAGUGCCUCUCAGCUGUAACCUCCCCCGGGCCACCCUGCCCAAUUAUGACAACAUUCCCGGCAACCUUAUGCUCUCCUCUCUAGGCCUCAAACUAGGGGACCGUGUGGUGCUGGAUGAAACAAAGACUGGCACCCUCCGUUUCUGUGGCACUACUGAGUUUGCUAGUGGGCAGUGGGUUGGUAUCGAGCUGGACGAGCCGGAGGGCAAGAAUGAUGGGAGUGUGGGUGGGAUGCGCUAUUUUAUCUGCCCCCCAAAACAAGGCAUCUUCGCCCCUGUGUCAAAAAUCAGCAAAGCUCUUGAGCAGGCCCCCUCUUCGGUCACCUCCACCCCAAAAACCCCUCGCAUGGAUUUGUCUCGCGUAACCGGCAGGAUCAAAAAAGAGAAAAAAGAGAAAGAUUGUGAAAAGACUCCAAGAAACAAACAUCUGUCCGGGGUCAGUUUGGAUCCUGAUGGAGUCAAGGUUGAGGUUGGGGAUCAGGUGUUGGUGGCUGGCCAAAAGCAAGGGAUCGUCCGCUUUUUUGGCAAGACAGACUUUGCUCCAGGAUAUUGGUUUGGUGUGGAGUUAGAGCAGCCCACUGGAAAGCAUGACGGCAGUGUAUUUGGAGUACGUUACUUCCACUGUUUGCCCAAAUAUGGGGUUUUUGCACCACCAUCCCGUGUUCAGAGAAUUGCAGGGCCCAAAGGUCCUCAGGGUGAUGGGCCACUAGUGAAGAAAGUCCACCAGGUGACAAUGUCCCAGCCGAAGCGUAAUUUUAAUGCGAUGCGAUCUCCGAAAGACAUAACAUCUGAAAGUUCCAUAUCCAGCAGGUUGCUGUUCUGUUGCUGGUUUCCCUGGAUGCUCCGUGCAGAGAUGCAGACCUAAAUCCACUGGUUACAUCUUUAAUUAUAUCUCCCUCCUCUUUCUGUUCCUCCUCAAGAUAAAACUUGCCCACUCUGUGUACUACCAAUAUUCAUAUGUGCUUCUCUAUGUGAACUACCCAGACUGCUGUCCUGCCCCUUUGACGGCAAUUCAAUAGCAAAAAAAAUAGUGCCUUGACAAGUAACUAAUGUCCUGCAUUCCGAUGAUUGAAUUAUAGAUGAACAAUCUUUUAUGAAAUCAAAAUCAUUCCUACUAAAAGCCAUUCAUAUCUCUCUAUCAGCUUGUUUUUUUUAUGCUAAACCGCUGCGAGUAGAUUAUUGGCAGUAUUCAAGCUUGAUAAUACAGUCAUAAUCCACAUAAAACUAGGCUUGUAUGUCUAUUUUAAUUUGUAACGGUGCUUUUUGUUUGUAAACAUGCUGCUGUAUUAUGCACCUUUACUGUCUUACUUUACAGUAUUUUAUUGUAUACAGACUUUGUUUCCUAUGUUUCAAAUGCCUUUAAAUGAACUAAUAGGUGACAUAUUAUUAUUAGUGAAUAUCUGAAAACAUAAAAUGUUUCAUUGUAACUGUAGUCUGAAAAUAUUGAUGCUGCCGAUGUGAGAAAGAGGGUUUUUGCAAUUGGAGCCCAAUGCUUUCUUCAUCUACAGUGAAACUGUAAGCGUAUGGUUUAAAAUAUAGAAUAUGUUGCAUGAAAUAAGCAGGCAUGGGCACGUUUUUAGGUCAUAAACUGCUCUGAAAUGAGGUGAGAUGCCUGCUUUAGAUAUUAUAAGCUAAUAAAUCACAUUUCAUUCAAUUAAAAUCAACCACAAAACCAAAGCGCAAGCUCCAUGAUAUAGCAAAAGCUAAAUAAUCUCUUACUUAAAAUAAAGUACUGUUAAGAACCACGCAUCAAUAAUGCAGGUCUUGAGAGGAGGCAUUCUUGACAUUUCAUAAAAAACGAGGUGACAAUUAAAGGAUUUGUCUAUUUUAUAAACCCAAAUAAAAAUACGAAUCACAAUCAUGUUUCUCUCACCAGAAAAAACAAAAACAAAUUAUAGUUCAUCUAGUAUAGUUUAAAGUGAAGUACAGUUUAUAUUUUAACAUAAAUCCGCAUCUGUCAUCUACAGUCUAAUGUAUAAAAGCUGUUAGGCCAGACUACCUAUUCCUAUAGUGAUCCCAGAGCAGGCAGAUUUUGUUAAGGAGAGAAUAAAAAACAACAGCUUGGCUUGUGCACUCUCCUUUCUUGUGAACACUUGGUCAACUGCACUGAUUUACAAAAAAGAGCAACUUGCAGAAUUGAAAAUGUACUGCUUGGGCAGGUCUGGACAGCUUUUGAUUUCUUCAGCCACCAUGCCAUUAUUUCAUUAAAGAACAACCGACUCUGUAGUGAGUAGUGCAUCUUCUGAUGGAGUGCAAAGGUCAGCUCACAACACACCUUAAAUUGUGCAUUAUCAUUUUGUGACAUUUGUAUAUUGCUUUAUGGUGACUUAAAGUUGUAGAAAGCAUCAAUAUGUCACUGUUAUUUACCUUAAUUUCAAGACAAGUCACAUUCCGUUUUUUGAUGCCAAAAGGAGAGUAAAAGUAUGACUGUAAAUUGACUAUUUCAUAUGUGAGUAUCUCGCACUGACUGGCUCA
Molecule: messenger RNA, 2969 nt
Organism: Sinocyclocheilus grahami
Lineage: Eukaryota; Metazoa; Chordata; Actinopteri; Cypriniformes; Cyprinidae
Product: CAP-Gly domain-containing linker protein 3-like
Exons: 11
Biological process (GO): cytoplasmic microtubule organization
Cellular component (GO): cell cortex; nucleus; microtubule plus-end
Molecular function (GO): microtubule plus-end binding
Source: RefSeq, a predicted model, not a curated record